UUCCGGGUGUGUUUAUCUUCGUCAAUGUCACCCAUUUAGACAGCAUAAUACAGUAGGAAUGUCAGGUGUCAAGCAAUUGAUUGUGUUGCUUCUUUUUCGGAUAUGUGUUGCUACAGUUUCCUACCAUGAAUCUGUGACAUGGGACAAAGCAAACGACACAUGCACGUUAGCAACACCAGAGUUUAUUUAUGAUGGUGAAAUCUUUACUGUAAAGGAAGAUCAGAACAUAACAAAUGAUAUGGAUGGAAGGUGGCUUGGGUACUUCAGAAAUAUGCGGGGGUUUGAGUAUUUUGGAUGUAUAAACUAUCCGGGAAUGUUUAGAAUACCAUCGAAACGAAUUGGAAAUAAUUCACCAGGAAAUUGUUUUUCCGUAUGUUCAGGAAACGGAAUAUUUGUUGGACUAAUGAGUCAAGAGUGUUAUUGUUUUAAAACGAUCACAGCAGAAGAGAAAGUUGUUAGCUAUGCGUCAUGUAAUAAAUCAUGUCCGCCACCAUCUGAAGGUUUAGCUUGUGGGGGACAAUCAUUUAUUUCUUUAUAUGUGAUUAAUAAAAAAGUUCUACACAUUCAUAAGGUAUUUGAAUCAGGUCCAAAUGAAAAUAAAAGUAACUGCAUCAGACUUGGAGGCGACAAUAAUAUUUUGUGGGACAAUUGCGACGGUUCGUUACACAGUAUAUGUGAAAAUGAACCUAUUGUUGGAAACGAUCAUUUAGAAUAUGGAUAUUUGAAAAGAUCGGAUGCUUCUGAGAGGUACGAAAUUCAGUUUACCAGCAACAUUCAAGAACGAAAGAAAUCGCUGUGCAAAGGCGAUAUACAAACACCAAAGGAACAACGACAAACCGAUGAUGGUGAUGAUUCAGGUGCAGCAGCUGUUGCAGCUGGUGUUUCAGUCGCUGGUGUCAUAGUGAUUGCUGCUGUUGUUGUUUUCAUAAUACUCAGAAAAAGAAAAAAGACCCCUUCGGUUCUAUGCUGCAAGACAACAGCACGAAAUCAAAACUUAGACAACGAACACGGUAAGCAAGAGCAUGUUGAUAAAGAAAGAGGAGAGUCAAAUGUAUACGCAUCGCCUCACCACGGAUUUGCUGAUCCAAAUAUUGAAGUAUCGUCAAUGGAGAACAGUUUGCCCCAUACCUAUUUUGUACUUGAAAAAACCGGUAAGGAAACUUACAAUGCAAAUGGUAUAUAUAACGUAGUAGGUCCCAUAAAUUGCUCAGACGUUGAAAAUCAGCAAAACAAUUACGAUCGGCGGCGUAAACUAGGCGAACACGCCACUUACGACCGAGUACAAAACGCACAAGUUGGUAUGAAAAACAACGAAUACGACACAACGGAAACGGUUGCUGCAAAACUUAAUAUGCAUACUUCUCCUAAAGGUGAAACACAUGACUGUCAAGAAGCGGAGGGGGAUACAUACAAUCACAUAAAUGAUGAUUUAGCGAAACAAAUUAAAACUGAUAAUGUAUACGGGACGCAAGCUGAUGAAUGUUCUGGAGAAGGUUAUUCCAGCAAACAGAAGACACCUGCGGUAGAAGAAGACAAUUACAGUCACAUACAUAAUUCAAAACUGGGCAAGCCUAAAACUGACAAUGUUUAUGGAAUUCAUUAACAUUUCAUGUUUAAUUUCAAAUAAUUUAGAAUGACUUUGUAGAGGUGUUUGUUUGUUUUGAGACCAAAAUAAAUAAAGCUCACCAGUUAUAA
This is a messenger RNA of Ruditapes philippinarum (Manila clam), 1695 nucleotides long. RefSeq lists its product as uncharacterized. NCBI's taxonomy places the organism in Eukaryota, Metazoa, Mollusca, Bivalvia, Venerida, Veneridae. The transcript has 8 exons. The coding region runs from base 59 to 1603 and encodes 514 amino acids. The record is from RefSeq and is a predicted model, not a curated record.